Molecule: messenger RNA, 2788 nt
Organism: Solanum verrucosum
Lineage: Eukaryota; Viridiplantae; Streptophyta; Magnoliopsida; Solanales; Solanaceae
Product: DEAD-box ATP-dependent RNA helicase 41
Exons: 2
Coding region: 57-1640 (527 amino acids)
Molecular function (GO): nucleic acid binding; ATP binding; RNA helicase activity
Source: RefSeq, a predicted model, not a curated record
UUUUUAUAGGGUUGUGAUAUCUUGAGGAUUUUGCAUUUUGAAGUUUUUUUUGUACAAUGGAAAGUUCUGUAGCUGCAGAAAAUGAUAGUAAUCCCCCAGAGGAUAAUGUGAAGGAGAGGUGUUGGGACCAAAGAGAGGCGCUGCCGGAUGAGCCUCGAUGUGUCGUAUGUGGCCGCUAUGGUGAGUACAUUUGCGAUGAGACUGAUGAUGAUAUUUGUAGCUUGGAAUGCAAAGGUAUAUUGUUGUCGCGACUUGCAAAAUUGCGGAAACCAACUUCUCGUCCAUGUCCUGUGAAGUUACCAGCAACUGAUGAGUGCUAUUAUGUAAGGGAUAAUGAUAAAUCUGAAGUGAAUCCACUAACAACUGACCAGACUGAACUUCUGAGAAGGAAACUUGAUAUUCUUGUGAAGGGAGAUACCACACCGCCUCCCAUCUUGUCAUUUGCUUCUUGCAAGCUACCUCAGAAGCUUCUCGAGAAUAUUGAAGUUGCUGGUUAUGAAAUGCCAACUCCUGUUCAAAUGCAAGCAAUCCCUGCUGCUUUAGCACGGCAAAGCUUGCUUGUUUCAGCGGAGACUGGUUCUGGUAAAACUGGCUCUUUUCUAAUUCCUAUUGUUUCUCAGUGUGCAAAGUUCAAUGAAGAGCAUUUCCAAAACCAGCAACAACCAUUAGCUAUGGUUCUCACACCUACUAGAGAACUCUGCAUACAGGUAGAGGAUCAAGCUAAGGUUCUCGGGAAGGGUUUGCCAUUCAAAACUGCAUUGGUGGUAGGUGGUGAUGCCAUGGCAGGACAGCUCCACCGCAUCCAGCAGGGAGCAUCUUUAAUUGUGGGAACUCCUGGAAGGCUCAUUGACCUUUUGACGAAACACGAGAUUGAACUGGAUACUAUUUCAAUUCUUGUUCUUGAUGAAGUUGAUUGCAUGCUCCAAAGAGGUUUCCGUGAGCAGGUGAUGCAGAUUUUUACGGCUCUGUCUCAACCUCAAGUGUUAAUGUAUUCCGCUACAAUUCCUAAAGACGUAGAGAAGAUGGCAAGCUCAAUGGCGAAAAAAGUUACUGUCAUCUCUGUUGGGAAGCCAAAUAAACCUAAUCAGGCUGUCAAGCAGUUAGCUAUAUGGGUAGACUCGAAACGGAAGAAGCAAAAGCUUUUUGAUAUUUUGAUGAGCAAGCAGCAUUACAAGCCACCAGUUAUUGUAUUUGUGGAUUCUCGACUUGGAUCAGAUCUCCUUUCUGAAGCAAUAACAGUAAGCACUGGGCUAAAAGCAUUAUCAAUUCAUGGUGAGAAAUCCAUGAAGGAUAGGAGAGAAAUUGUAAGAUCAUUUCUAGUUGGAGAAAUUCCAGUUAUUGUUGCCACAGGAGUGUUGGGUCGAGGAAUCAAUCUGUUGACUGUGAAACAGGUUAUUGUGUUUGAUAUGCCAAAUUCCAUCAAGGAGUAUGUGCACCAGGUGGGAAGGGCAUCCAGAAUGGGGGAGGAAGGUACAUCAAUUGUCUUUGUGAAUGAAGAGAAUAAGAAAUUGUUUCCCCAGUUGGUUGAAGCUCUUAAAACAUCUGGUGCGGCAAUUCCCCGAGAGCUUGCUAAUUCACAGUAUUCUGUUGGCUCUUUCUCUGCUGGCAGAGGUCAGAAAAAACGAAAACAUGGUUUCUGAAGAUGUUGCUCCCCUUCCUCUUCCUUAACAUUAAGCUCCCUAUGCUAAGAAUUAAGAAGAUACAUUUUCUCUAAAGCUCUUCUCUACUGCAAAUGACCUGCCAUUACCUCCAACUGCUUCUUGGACCUGGCGGUCAAACUUUAUUGCUUAGACAUUUGCCCUCCUUUGAUGUUCACUAGUUCUCUCACAGGAAGCUGGACUCUGUCAGACACACGGACACACAGUAUGUAGGACCGUAUACUGUGUAGUGUGCAUAUUUUAUACGUAAUGAUUCUUCUAGUGCUAAAAGGAGAUUCUUCUCGUUUGAAAAGAUCUGGUGAACUGAGAACCAGCACUGGAUUCGCUUCUCAAAGCUGAAGCACCUAUGGCUUGCAAUGUUGAGGGAAUGCUGCAGUUGCUAUUCUUUCUUGAGUUGUUUGCGUCAGUCUUAAAAGUCAAAAAAGGCAUAUAAAGUUUUGGCGAUGCUUGGCGGUGUCUGCAGCUGGACUGGUAAGCAUUCACCCACCUUAGUCAUUAACUGAUCAUUGAAAGUUUGCUUGUCUAGCAUAGAAUCCAUAACGGUUUUUGUUAUAUCGAUAUUAUUCACCAUUUUUUUGUUGACGGGCUUUUCCUCAACCAGUACAUCCCGUUCUAUCCACGACUUUGCACAGUUUGCAUCACAGGGUACGGAUGCCUUUGCGGUUUUUGGAUUAAAAGAAUCCUGAUAAGACAAGACGCCAGAGGUGCUUAAUUGUGCGGGUUAACCAGCAGAUUGUAAAUCUCAGAUAAAUGAACCAAGUUACCAACUCUUUUGAUGCUAGGAAGAGGCUUUCUGUUUGAUCCCUUACAAGAAGCAGCAGCAUAAUAAAACAUGUCUCACCAUUUAUCCAUCGGUGGAUGAAGAAUCGCGAACAUAAUAAUUUCUGGUUGACCAUGUUUUCAGAAAAAAGAUACGCACGACUGAAGUGGCUAUACAUACAAAAUCUAUAUGCUUUGAUUGGAACUGAAGGUUCCAGAACAGAUGGCUGGUAUACCGCAAUAAUCAAACUUUCUUUUAUUUUUUUAAUUCGGAUCGGAUUUAUGUUGGCUUUGUUGGGAGGCUCGCGUAGUUUGUUACGUCAGCUCCAAAAGGAUAAGUUGCGUUGGAACUGAUAAAGUUCCGUGGAGUU